Messenger RNA from Biomphalaria glabrata, 1526 nucleotides. RefSeq lists its product as uncharacterized. NCBI's taxonomy places the organism in Eukaryota, Metazoa, Mollusca, Gastropoda, Planorbidae. The coding region runs from base 107 to 754 and encodes 215 amino acids. The transcript has 4 exons. The record is from RefSeq and is a predicted model, not a curated record.
ACUAUAUAUAAGUCUGUGGUAUGUGGUUUUUGCUCUCACAGACCUUGAGCUCUUCAGUCAUGAAAAUGUAUUUGAUUUCUUUAUGACAACAUAAACAUAGAAUCUGAUGAUGGCUCUCCUUGCAGAAGGGUUAAUUCAUCUAAGUUAUUUAAGUUUAGAUUUACUUUUAAAUUUGCGCAAGUUCACUCCGAUCUGUCUUUUGUUUUACACCACUUAUGUUUGCAUACUCGUUCAUGUUGUUGAAGCGAAAGAAGUCAACAUCGAAGUAUUUCAGUAUGCCAAAUACAAUUCUAAGAAUAGCCACGACUCAGGCAAAGCAUCAGCGUUGUCAGCAUCGUCAUCCUUUUUCAAACCUAUUGUUUACGCCACCAACAAUGAAUUCAACAUAAAUGAACAUGAAGAAUAUCAACACUGCACUGUUGAUCUAAGCCAAAGAAAAAAUCCAGAAGCUAUAAUUUCAGUAAAAGGAAGAUAUUUGACAGCAGGAAGUACUCAUCUUGUUGAAACUGGAAGGCUUCACUUGCUAUCAAGUGACAAUGAUGGCAGGAAUGAUGAAAAUGGAUUUGCUAGAUUACCUCAAGACUGGGUUGGCGUUAUUCAUUAUACAGCAGAAACUGACGGCAAUGCAGUUGAUGGAAAUAGCAAUGACUCACCGCUCAUUUUGGAAAGGGUUCGUAAAGCAUUGAUGUUCGGGGCGUCUGCUAUAAUCAUCUUAACACUAAAUCAAGAAAUAAUACAAGAGAGAGACAAUUAGGACUCGAAGAUGCAAGGUGGAAAUUUCUUUUGGUUACAUCCCUUUGACCAAAUUAAUAAAUUUUCAAGACAACCCAAACAGGACAGGAUUUCAUGAAAAUGGACCAAAUGGACUACUAAACUGUUAAAAAAUAAAACAGAAACGGAAAAAACAAACAAAAAAAAAAAAAAAACACUAUUACAAUAAAUAAUAAUAAAUCUAAUCUUAAAAUGAGUUAUAUGCCAAAAUGAAAUAAUUUUUUAAGCUCUUCAUACACAUACUUACUUUGUGCUCUGUACUUAAAUAGAAACCAAUUUGCUUCAUUAAAUGUAUAUUUUUGUAACUCUAGCAGACCCCAGAGAAUUUCCAAGGAUAUAGGAUGGAGGUCCUUUGUCUUAGGUUCUUAAGGGAAAAAUUGUUGCAAAAAUAAAUCUAAAUCUAAAUAAAAAUGAAUGCUAAUCACUCAUAAGUCUUUAAAAAAAAAAAAUAAAAAAAAAUAAUAAAAAUAUAGUUUGGCAAUACUCAUUUUAAGGAACACCUUCAAAAUUUUUGUGAAUGUUUUUUUUUCACCAAUUUCCGGACAUUUGCUGUCAACAUUUUAUGGACCGUUGCUGUCACCUUUUUCUGGACCUUUGCUGUCAUCAUUUUAUUGGAACUCUGCUGUCAUCAUUUUCUGGACACAUUCCCGUGACCAUCUUAUGGAUCUUCGCUGCAGCCUACUCCGCGAUCAUACUGAAAAUCCUGGAAUAUGACUUUGAUAAAAAUGUCUUUUUUUUUUUUUUUUUUUUUUUUU